Molecule: messenger RNA, 2098 nt
Organism: Scleropages formosus (Asian bonytongue)
Lineage: Eukaryota; Metazoa; Chordata; Actinopteri; Osteoglossiformes; Osteoglossidae
Gene: idh1
Product: isocitrate dehydrogenase (NADP(+)) 1
Exons: 9
Coding region: 154-1398 (414 amino acids)
Biological process (GO): NADP+ metabolic process; isocitrate metabolic process
Cellular component (GO): mitochondrion; peroxisome; cytosol
Molecular function (GO): magnesium ion binding; NAD binding; isocitrate dehydrogenase (NADP+) activity
Source: RefSeq, a predicted model, not a curated record
CGCAUUUGGCCGCGCGACCCAUCUUGUCCAGAGUGCGAGAGCGCGCUGCGAACGAAAAUUACUGUAUUUCUGGAGUCUUGUCGCUCUGCAUAUUACUUGCAAGUUGCGCUUCAAUUUUUACCCCCCCAAACGUUACAUUACGAAGGUUCAGCGAUGUUGCAGAAGAUCAAGGGUGGAUCGGUGGUGGAGAUGCAAGGCGAUGAGAUGACCAGAGUGAUCUGGGAGCUCAUCAAGGAGAAGCUCAUCUUCCCUUAUGUAGAGCUGGACCUGCACAGUUACGACCUGGGCAUAGAGCACCGGGAUGCCACGGAGGAUCGAGUCACCGUGGAGGCAGCGGAGGCGGUGCGGCGCUACAACGUCGGCAUCAAGUGUGCCACCAUCACGCCCGACGAGAAGCGUGUGGAAGAGUUCAAGCUCAAGCAGAUGUGGCGUUCGCCCAACGGCACCAUCCGCAACAUCCUCGGCGGCACCGUGUUCCGUGAGGCCAUCAUCUGUAAGAACAUCCCGCGCCUCGUGUCUGGUUGGGUCAAGCCCAUCAUCAUCGGCAGACAUGCCCACGGAGACCAGUACAAGGCCACGGAUUUUGUGGUGCCGGGACCGGGCCGAGUGGAGAUGACGUACACGCCAAACAGCGGGGAGCCCGUCACCUUCGUCGUGCACGACUUCAAAGGCAGCGGGGGUGUGGCGCUGGGCAUGUACAACACGGACACGUCCAUCCGGGACUUUGCCCACAGCUCCUUCCAAAUGGCCCUGAGCAAGAGGUGGCCGCUCUACCUCAGCACCAAGAACACGAUCCUGAAGAAGUAUGACGGGCGCUUCAAGGACAUCUUCCAGGAGAUCUACGAGAAGGAGUACCAGGGCAAAUUUGAGGCCGAUGGCAUCUGGUACGAGCACCGCUUGAUUGACGACAUGGUUGCUCAGGCCCUCAAGUCGGAGGGGGGCUUCAUCUGGGCCUGCAAGAACUACGACGGAGACGUGCAGUCGGAUUCCGUGGCACAAGGGUAUGGUUCACUGGGUAUGAUGACCAGCGUGCUCGUCUGUCCGGACGGGCGAACUGUGGAGGCGGAGGCUGCUCACGGGACGGUGACCCGACAUUAUCGGAUGCAUCAGCAGGGCAAGGAGACGUCCACCAACCCCAUCGCCUCCAUCUUUGCGUGGACCCGGGGGCUGGCGCACCGCGCACGGCUGGACGGGAACAAGGAGCUGCGGGCGUUCGCCGACACCCUGGAGGCCGUGUGUGUCGAGACCAUCGAGGCGGGUUUCAUGACCAAAGAUCUGGCUGCCUGCAUCAAGGGCCUCCCCAACGUCCAGCGCUCAGACUACCUCAGCACCUUCGAGUUUCUCGACAAGCUGGCGGAGAACCUGAAGCUGAAGCUCUCCAGCCAGCCCAAGCUGUGAGUCACCCGCGCGGCCGGCAGCACGUGGGACGCGCACCCGUGGACCGCAGACGAGGCUGCGCUCAUCGAGACGGCCUCUUUGGGAAUGUUAACGGAGCGAACCGGCCCUACCUGCGCGGACAGCGGGCGGCACACACACGCCACACCACGCACCCAACUCUCGCUGUCGCUCAGCCAGCGGCGACAGCAGCACCGGGAAGGUCUCGCCGCUUCCUGAGACCCGCAAAAUCCACGGCGCUCAAUGGCCUGAGUGUUUCCCGCUGCCCGUCGGGUGCCACGGACUUCACUGGCGGAAGUGCUGCCCUUGCACUUCCACUGUGUUUGCGUUUAGCUGUGCGUGUGUGUGUGUGUCUCUCUGUCUCUCUUUCCCUCAAAGGCAACGAUUUGCUUAUUUCCCCACUGAGAAAACGUGUCCAUGUCACUUCCGUAGCUCCGAACACACAGUUCACGUGUGAUUUUUAGUCGCAUUUCUAAUGUUAAUAAAGCUCUUCGGUCGUCCAGUUUGUUGGAGUGAAACCUGCUCACAUUUUAAAGCUGCCGGCACUACUGUGUACCUAGAAAAGAAGCCUUUUUUAAAGUGAUACGUUGAAGAAUUCACGUUCCAUGUGGUGGAGAUGCUCUGUAGGCUUGUGCCCCACUGUCCUCCCAGGAUGAACACAAUAAAUGGUGUUUUGAAGAAAAACUGAUUCUUCUUCUCAAAG